This is a messenger RNA of Fusarium sp. VM40, 3759 nucleotides long. The record is from the annotation of a GenBank genome assembly. Lineage: Eukaryota; Fungi; Ascomycota; Sordariomycetes; Hypocreales; Nectriaceae.
AUGUCUAGCUGGGAGACGACAGCCAGGAGGCUGCAGAGCAAUGCGACCGCCAGCUCAACACCAAGUUCUUUUCAUAAGAACUUACCACUGCUACCUAAGCAAAAGACGAAGGCUGGAGUUACGACUGAUGUUCAAGAUCUUGGUUCCGAAGAGGAAUUUUCAAGGAGGAAAGGAUGGAAACCGCUAUCUCUGUCGACGCCGAUAUUGCUUGCUGUAGUCGUCCUCACGAUCCUUCUCGCCGUUGCCGUCGAAACGAUAGCACAACGAAGUGCUUCCCAAGGUGGCCUCGCCCUAUCGCCUACCCUCGACGAUAUGCCGGAGUACGCCAAGUUCAGCUAUCUCUAUGUGCCGACUAUCAUCGCCGUAUUUUACAGUAUGAUAUGGAGUUGGAUUGAUUUGGAUGUCAAACGAAUGCAACCGUGGUUCGAGUUGUCUAAACCCGAUGGCGCCACCGCCGAAAACUCACUGUUCCUGGACUACCAAUACGAUUUUGUGGCUCUGGUCCCAUUCAAGGCAGCAAAGAGGAAACAUUGGCCUGUCUUCUUUGGAGGAACUGCCAUGGUAAUUGUUUUCUGGGCAAUAACUCCCCUGCAGAGUGCCCUGUUUGGUACAGGGGUUAUUCUACAGACAGACGUUGUGCCUCUAUUGAACAGGUCCCAGCUGAUUCCUGUAUCUCAACAUGAAGCAACAUUGGAUCCCCAGUUCCUCAACACUGGGUAUGCCAUAGCAUGGCUCGGUCAACAACUUCCUGCUUUUACGACCUCAAAAUACGCCUUACUCCCAUUCUACUCCGAUAAGAGUAACGAAAUUGCUCAACUCAAGCCCAAUGCGUCGGUUGAGUCAACUAUCAGUGCUGAGACCACCAAGAUGUGGACAGAGCUGUACUGUUGGCCAUCUGGUAUUCAAAGAAUUGGCCCUCGGGAAAAACAAGAGUUCAGCUUUCUCAAUGGGCAAGGCUGCAAUACAACUAUAGCUUACGGCGUAGGGAAUAAGCGUAAAAUGCUGUAUAUCGGCUUCUACACAAGCCCUUACUCAGAUUACUGGCUCGGCGGACCUCGUUGCCCAAGGACGCCCAAUUCAACACAUCAGUUCUUAGCUGUUUGGACAAAGCCGCUACCCGUCAAUUGGAGCCCAGUGCCAAUGUACAAUAUCUCAUCCAUGUGGUGUCAGCCUUCCUACUACAAGCAGAGGGUGCUUGCUACGGUGAAAGCAGGGUCUCACCAGCCAAUCGACGAUGCCAUGCAGGAACUAGCUCCUAGGGAAGAACUGACAGAGAAUGAAUUCAAUUCUACAGCAUUUGAGUUUCUUCUUGGCAAUGGCAUGGCACAAGAGCCUAUCGUCAGAGACUGGCCUUUCAACAAAGUGGUGGAGCAAAACCCCAAAGUGAAUUACACAGGCUUUUUCAGGCCAGUUUCGAACAUGGUUGGUUUCGCUUUGGCCGGUAGGAACGAAACAGCCGACGACUACGUUCAUCAUGAUCUGAUAAACGAAGUUUAUCAAAAUGCGCAUCAAUUUCUCUUCUCUGCCGCUAUCCCAUAUCUUCUCGUGAACUCCACGAAGAUGUCAAAUAACACGGCUUCAAUAGAGUACUUCAAGGCCGGCAUAAUAGUCAGCAGGACUUUUGCGACCACUGUUGAGGCUCUUUUGGCCAUUGUUGCCAUAUUCACGGCCGUCGUCCUUUGGUUUUGUUGGAAAGCACCCAGCAACUUGCCUGUCAACCCUUCUUCCAUCCGACGAUAUAUAGAAUUCUUCGGCAACAGCCCUGAACUACUUCAUGCUUUCCAAACACUAGACCAUGCAGAUGACAAAUCAUUGUUGGAAGAGUUUCAGAUGGAAAAGUUUCAGCUCUUUUCAAACAGCCAGUCUGGUCAAGCGCACAUAUCUAUGCAUUCCGGUCUUCGAGACAAUGCAACAAGUGACAAGACUACUUUCCAAAGGGGCUAUUACGAUCCUGUGAGGCCAUUGGUUUUGCAACGAUGGGUCGGAGUUCUCUUUGUAGCAGCUCUCGUUGGUGCUAUGAUAUUCUUAUCCUACUUAAAGGAUCAAGAGGCUCGAUUGAAUGGACUCAUCCGCCCCUCGGAUAACUUUGAAGUCCUACAGAUCCUGGAGAACUACAUACCUACCAUCUUUGCAACUUUGAUAGAGCCUCUCUGGGUCCUCUUGAAUCGCUUGCUUUGCGUUUUGCAGCCUUUCAAAGACCUCUGGGAAGGAAAAUCGAAAACGUCGAAUUCGAUCGACACCACGUACACCUCAAUCCCACCUCAGUUGGUUUUCUGGAGAGCUAUCAAGUGCAGACAUUUCGUUCUCAUGGGGGUAUGCACUAUGGCAUUGCUUGCUAACCUCCUUGCUGUUGGUCUCGGUUCCCUCUUUAAUGAAAACAUCAUGACCGCAUCCUAUCCAGAAGAAAUGUCGCCAGUCUUUGCACCACGAUUCGAUAACCAGUCAGUCCAUGAUUUGGGCACCUCUAUUCUCGAAUUGGUCGUCACAACGAGUCAGUACGAGGACCACAUGUACGUGGCAAUGGCAAACAUGACUUCAGGGACAUCGCUUCCGCCCUGGAUCUCUCAGGAGUAUCACUUUCAACGGCAUGUGCUCCGAAACUCCGAUAGAAACAAGACCGGAAACACAUUCACUGUUAGAACAAGGGGAUAUGGGGCUAACGCCAACUGCACCACGGUACCGGCGUUCAACCUACCUAUAUAUCCAUCCGUCCCCCGCGAAUGGAGCGGCAGUGACAUGAACUUGAGUAGAUGUGCAACUAUUGACGAUGUUAUCAGCCAUAUAGGACCGGACAUGCGCCAGUCUAUGAACAAUCGAUCGAGAGGAGUUUCGGCAGUGGAAUAUCUCGCAAGUGUUGAAAACAAAUUUGGAACUACGCGGUGCGGUGCAACGCUGCCCUUGGGAUGGGGUCGCAAUAGGAAGGCAGAGGAUGUCAACGGCACUAUGGAAGCAUCCUUUUUGAUCUGCAAGCCAGUAUUCGAAACGGCCAUGUUCAAUGUCACGAUCGACCAUUUUGGACAUGUCCUCUCAUAUGAGAGGACUAGCGACCUCGAGAAUACUCUGGACCGCGACAGUACAGAAAACCAUACCGACAUAAUCUUUCAUGCCGUCAACACUCAAUUCGAUCAGUCUCCGGGUUGGCAUAACGACACGACCUCCAGAGACUGGAUGAAUCACUUCCUCAUGGUUCGCAGGGGGUCACGGGCUAUUCUUGAUCCACACAAACCGUUGCCAGACCCAGAUGAGUUGAAAUCCGAUGUCAACCACAUCUAUCGCCAGGCCUACGCCAUCAUGCUUGGUCUGAACGAACAAAUUUUCCAGAGUGGCGAGAACGAAGGCUCCGUCACGGCAACUCGACAUGUCAGAGAGACCCGGAUUUUCAUGGAACAGGCGUCUUUCAUUAUCACCAUGGCAAUUCUUGCCAUCAACACUCUCGUUGCAAUAGUAUUCUACGUGCGAGCUGUUGCAUUUGUUCUUCCACGGAUGCCAACAACUCUGGGCGCCAUCAUUGCUUACGUUGCCCCGAGCCGGUUCGUGACUUCAUCCUAUAGAGAAGCACCAGGCCAUUCGAAUCGGACUGUCAGCUUUGGAAGAUACAUUGGAAUUGACGGGAAUGUGCAUAUUGGGAUUGAGGUAGACCCUCAUGUUGUGCCUAUAGAUCCACUAUCGCUUGGAUCGCAGGACGUUGUGUCAAUAUUCCUCCGGAAACGUCGCUUGCAAUCCACAGACAAGUAUGUUCGUACUGAUACAUGGCUAUGA